This is a messenger RNA of Tribolium castaneum (red flour beetle), 1998 nucleotides long. Its product is annotated as zinc finger protein ZFP2. Bases 186 to 1982 code for a protein of 598 amino acids. The record is from RefSeq and is a predicted model, not a curated record. The transcript is spliced from 6 exons. NCBI's taxonomy places the organism in Eukaryota, Metazoa, Arthropoda, Insecta, Coleoptera, Tenebrionidae. Gene Ontology annotation, biological process: regulation of transcription by RNA polymerase II. Gene Ontology annotation, molecular function: DNA-binding transcription factor activity, RNA polymerase II-specific; RNA polymerase II cis-regulatory region sequence-specific DNA binding. Gene Ontology annotation, cellular component: nucleus.
CUACCAACCUCGCGGCGCCAAAAUCCCCAACAAAAUGGCUGCUCCGUUAUUUAGCAGUGUAUGAGUGUAAACAAUUACGUUUCGAACGAGUGUAAAUGAAAUUCAAAUAUUUUUUUGUAAAAACAAUAACUUAACCAACUGGUAAUUGGUGAAUAAAUCAUACAAUAAAUUCGUAAAUUAAAAAAAUGUUCACCGAGCCAGUGUUUGACAACAAAUGGCAAAAAUGUAAAUUUUGCUCCUCAACUUUUGAAGAAUUGAGCGACUAUUUAACGCACAUUGAAUUGGUCCAUAAAAACCACAAAACCAAUUAUUUAUUGUCGAGUUUUAUGUGUAGCGAUUGUGGUAAACAAUACAAAACCAAAAACGAGCUCACAAACCACAUCAAUUCCAAAUGCGGGACUGUGAAACAAUUCAAAUGCAAAAUUUGUGGCCAGGAACUGAUGUCUGCCGGUUCGCUCUACAAUCACAUGCUGAGACAUAACGGAGUCCGAAGUUUCAUGUGCAGAUUUUGCGCCAAAUUGUUUUUUACAGCAGGGCAGUUGAAAGUGCAUGAGCGGAUCCAUACCCAGGACAAGGCCUACGUUUGUGAGGUUUGUAAUAAGGGGUUUUGUCACCGGCAAAGUCUCAUCACUCACAGUACCAUCCAUACAGGGAUUAAACCGUACCAGUGUGAGAAUUGUGGGAAUUCGUUUAGUUGUGUGGGGAAUUUGAUUAAACACAGGAAGACUCAUGCGGAUACGUGUGGUCUUAUUCCGUUGACUACACACAGGGUUAAGCAUCCUUCCACUAAAAUUAAAGUUAAGAUAAAUACGCCGUCUAAUUCGAGGCUGAAGACGAAUGGACAAAUGGACUUUGAAGUGCAACUGGAAGUGGAGAAGGAGUUGAAUAUUUUGAAGAGUGCUUUAUGUAGAAAUAAUAAGACUGAAGGGAAGAAGGAAGCUACAAAUGAUGAACAGUGUGCCAAACAAAAUCUCAUUGACAAAAUACAAGAAUGCAUCCAAAGGAGCGACACUGAAGAGUCAUUAAGUGAAAACAACUCCAAUGAAAAUGUUGAAAAAAAUACAGCACUUAAUGACACACCAAAAGAAGUUGCACAAGAGAUUACGUUAUCCACAGGUGGAGGAGUGAAAAGUACCAAAAGAAGACAUGUGGAAAGGGAUCGAAACUAUGAAAAUGAGAUAUCGAAAUUUACAGAACAGACAAACUUUGAUGAUGAAGGAUUCGGUGAUUGUAAAUACUGUGGUAAGAGAUAUAUGAACGUCCGUUGGCUUUACAAACACGUGAAAGAACAUGAAAAUAACAUUCCAAUCGGAUCCGACCAAUCAGGAAUCCCUCUCCACAAAUGUAGCUGUUGUAAAAUGAGUUUUUACACAAAGGAAGAAAGUCUCAUCCACCAACAAACACACCAUGCCGAUAUUUUAACAUGUCACGAAUGCGAGAAAAUUUUCUCCAACCGCGACUCCUUACGCUCGCACCAGAAAGUCUUCCAUAAAGGAGUCGGUCGUAAAGCUUACAUCUACGUAUGCGACAAGUGCGGAAAACAGUUCAAACAAAAAUCCUACCUGAAAGCCCACGAAGAGCGAAACUGUGAUAAAGGCCCCUUUUACGAAUGCUCCAUCUGCCAGAAACAGUUCUCCAGUGUUUACACCAGGAACAACCACAUGCGGGUGCACGAUCCGGAGAAGAAGCUCCUGUGCAAGUUCUGUGCCAAAAGUUUCCACUGGAAGGGACAGCUGAAGAUCCAUGAACGUAGUCACACCGGAGAGAAGCCUUUUGCUUGCUUGUAUUGUCCCAAAGCUUUCGCGUAUAGGGAAAGUCUGAUUACGCACAGUACCAUCCAUACGGGGAUAAAGCCUCAUCUGUGUGAAGGGUGUGGUGCUAGGUUUUCCUGUAUAGGGAAUUUAAUUAAACAUCGGAGUAGUCAUGCGAAUGAAUGUGGGGCUUGGGCUUACAAAACACAGAAACCUUUACAAAGUAAUUAAAUUGUACUGAAGUCUU